Messenger RNA from Penicillium subrubescens, 1367 nucleotides. RefSeq lists its product as uncharacterized. The coding region runs from base 1 to 1140 and encodes 379 amino acids. The transcript has 3 exons. Gene Ontology annotation, biological process: retrograde vesicle-mediated transport, Golgi to endoplasmic reticulum. NCBI's taxonomy places the organism in Eukaryota, Fungi, Ascomycota, Eurotiomycetes, Eurotiales, Aspergillaceae. The record is from RefSeq and is a predicted model, not a curated record. Gene Ontology annotation, cellular component: endoplasmic reticulum; SNARE complex.
AUGACCGAUAUCACACCAACACUAAGCACUAUCCUCUCCGCCAAAAAUGCACGCCCCAUCCCAGCUCCAGCAACCCGAACCCCAUCAACCGAGGUCGCAGAUGAGUUCCUCAAGGAGGCCCAUCGCAUUAACUCCCACAUAACCUCCCUCCUUAAAUACCUCCACUCAAUCCGCCACGCCUACCUCACCACAACCGCCAACCCCCGCCGCCAAACCAAAGACACCCACAACCACUCUAUCUACAUUUCCCAAUCCCACUCUCAUUCCCAAACAAACCACCUCACCGACCCUGAACGCGACGAAAUCGACACCUCAACAGCCCUCCUCCUCCGCGACCUCGCAAGCUCAAUAACAAACCUCUCCUCCGCCGAAUCCCUCCGCCAAGAAACCUCCGCCUCCAUCCUGCGCAAGAAAUACGGCCACAGCGCCGCAGGCGCACUCCUCUGGCGCUGGGCUGGCGGCGGCAGCGCGCUCGAUGAGUCCUCCGCGCAGCAGGGGAAAUCCGCGGAGCAGAUUGAGGCGGAGGAGAAGGCGAAGAUGAUUGCGGGGGUGCGCGAGGGUGUACUUUGGUUUUUGAGGAGGGGGUUGGAUGGGGUUGUGGGUGUGCAGAGGGAGAUGGUGGAGAAGAGGAUUGAGAGGGUUAGGGAGAAGGAGAAGAGUGUUUUGUAUAAGAGUGCUAGUACCGCUGCUGGUGCUGGUGUGACGAAGGGUGGGGAUGGGUCUGUGGAUAGGACGAUGGAUAUUUCGACAUCGUCGGUGCAAGCGCCUGAUGCGAUGAUCUUGAGUGAGGCGGAAACGGCACGGAUCGAGGCGCAGUUAUCCCCGGAGCAAUUACAGUUGUUUGCGGAGGAGAACGAUACUAUGCUAAGGCAUUAUGAGGAUACGUUGGGGAAAGUACAGAACGCAGAAAAAUCUCUCUUGGAAAUAUCCUCCCUUCAAGAAACCCUCGUCUCCCAUCUCGCCACGCAGGAGGAGUAUAUCUCGCAAUUGGUCAGCGACGUGGAUACGACGCAGAGCAAUGUGGGUCGUGGUAAUAAGGAGCUUAAGCGUGCGACGGAAAGACGGAGUACGGCGCAAGCGGUGUUUUGGGGGACGGUGGGUUUGUGUACGUGGCUUGUGGUGUGGGAUUUAGUGUUUUAAAAAAAAGAGAGAGAGAACUUGGAAGGUGAAGUUCAGAGCGGCAGGCUCUUAAGAGAUUGGGUGUCUAUAUGAGGUGCUCUGUUUUAGCGAUUAUUUGCAUCAACUACUAUUCUGACAUACAUCAUACCGCAUCCUUGACUGUGUUUAUAUGACAGUGCUUUAAUAAAUAGACCCAGUGUUAAGCUCACCCUUGAGACGAGCAAUAUGCGCAGUAUUCCGACCGAGUU